Messenger RNA from Triplophysa rosa, 5542 nucleotides. It is a transcript of the gene epas1b, whose product is annotated as endothelial PAS domain protein 1b. Lineage: Eukaryota; Metazoa; Chordata; Actinopteri; Cypriniformes; Nemacheilidae. Gene Ontology annotation, biological process: cellular response to hypoxia; regulation of transcription by RNA polymerase II. The transcript has 16 exons. Gene Ontology annotation, molecular function: DNA-binding transcription factor activity, RNA polymerase II-specific; protein dimerization activity; RNA polymerase II transcription regulatory region sequence-specific DNA binding. Bases 309 to 2759 code for a protein of 816 amino acids. The record is from RefSeq and is a predicted model, not a curated record.
UGCUGCGCAGCGGCUGCAGAUCGACUUCACGGCUGACCCUCGAGACGAGGAUUUUCGGACCCUGAACCGUGAAUUUUAAACGUGCGGAAGACUGUACGAUCCUUGGCAGUGAUCUGAGACUGUACAGUCCACUUUCGCCCUGUUUCUUCGCUACUGGAAUGGACUUUAUUAUGUUUUAGGAUCAAUUGUGCGUCUUUUGGGGUAUUUAAAGCGAGCAGACGGUGGUUGUGAGCGUGUCCUCUUCGCAAAGAUAUCGGAGCGCUGUUGAACUUCGGAGAUUACAAGGGAACAGCAACAUUGAGAAGGAGAUGACAGUGGAAAAAGAGAAGAAGAGAUGCAGUUCAGAGCGUCGUAAGGAGAAGUCUCGAGAUGCGGCGCGCUGCAGGCGCAGUAAAGAAACAGAGGUGUUUUAUGAACUUGCCCACCAGCUGCCCCUCCCACACAGCAUUAGCUCACACCUGGACAAAGCGUCCAUCAUGAGACUGGCCAUCAGCUUCCUGCAGACACGUAAACUUCUGGAAUCAGGCCGUGUCACAGAGACGUCAAAGAUGGACAGAAUGAUGGACAGCUGGUAUUUGAAAUCACUGGGCGGAUUCAUUACCGUGGUGACAUCAGAUGGAGACAUGAUCUUCUUAUCGGAAAACAUCAACAAAUUUAUGGGCCUCACACCGGUGGAACUAACAGGGCAGAGUAUCUUCGACUUCACUCACCCCUGUGACCAUGAGGAGAUCCGUGAGAACCUCAGCCUCAAAGCCGGCAUGGAGAAGAAAGGCAGAGAGCUAAGCACAGAGAGGGAUUUCUUCAUGAGAAUGAAAUGCACAGUCACUAAUCGCGGUCGCAACGUCAACCUAAAGUCUGCCAGCUGGAAGGUGCUGCACUGCACAGGGCAUCUGAAGGUGUGCAACGGCUGCCCUACGCGUAUGCUGUGCGGUUUUAAAGAGCCGCCGCUCACCUGUGUGGUCAUGAUGUGUGAGCCCAUCCCACAUCCCUCAAACAUCGACACGCCCCUCGACAGCAGAACGUUUCUGAGUCGCCACAGCAUGGACAUGAAGUUUACUUACUGUGAUGACAGAGUUACAGAGUUGAUAGGCUACAGUCCUGAAGAUCUUCUUGGUCGAUCUGCCUACGAGUUCUAUCACGCUCUGGACUCCAACAGUGUCACCAAAAGCCACCAGAACUUGUGCACUAAAGGCCAGGCAGUGAGCGGGCAGUACCGGAUGUUGGCUAAGCAUGGGGGUUACGUGUGGGUGGAGACCCAGGGUACCGUCAUCUACAACAGUCGUAACUCCCAGCCACAGUGCAUUGUGUGUGUGAACUACGUGCUGAGUGACAUUGAGGAGAAAUCAAUGAUCUUCUCUAUGGAUCAGACUGAGUCUCUGUUUAAGAGUCAUCACUUGGCAGGCAAAACGCUCUUCUCCAAACUCAAAGAAGAACAUGAGGAUCUGGCCCAACUGGCACCUACACCUGGUGAUACCAUUAUCCCACUUAACUUUGGUCAGCCCCAAUAUGAGGAGCUUCCACUAUACAGCAAAGUGUCUUCGAUUGGUCCUCCUGCCUCUCAGUCUUCUCAUAAGAAGAACUGCCCUGGAGACCUGCCCAAAAUGGCCGCCACUUUUUCUGUGCCUCAAGCUCCGCCUUCAAGCAGUGCGACUCCCACCCUGAGCACCUGCUCUACGCCUAGCAGCCCGGACGAUUACUACAGCACAGUGGACAAUGAUCUGAAGGUGGAGCUCACCGAAAAACUAUUUUCCUUGGACACACAAGAGACAAAGUCUUCUUACAACCAAGAGACUGACCUAAGUGAUCUGGACUUGGAGACGCUGGCUCCCUACAUCCCCAUGGACGGCGAGGACUUCCAGCUGAACCCCAUCUGCCCAGACAAACCCUCCACUGACAUUGGAGCCCUGGGAACUAACCAGCCGAGCUUCAGCAACAUUACCAGUCUCUUUCAAUCCUUGAGUUCCCCCUCAGCCCCACAGUUCCAGCCUAACAUGAGCUCAGGAGGAGAAAAGCAGACCAUCAAUGGAGGCUCAGUGGAGUCAUGGCAAGCACUUCCCUACAGUCAUGGGCCCAUGCAAAUGCCUCCUUAUCACGAUCCAGCCAGCACCCCUCUGUCUUCUAUGGGAGGGCGUCAAAAUCUGCAGUGGCCACCUGACCCUCCAUUACACAAGGCUGGAAUGAUGGAUCCUUUAGCUGCGAAGCAUUCUUGCCAAACCGUGCCACCCAGUCGAAUGCCAUAUUAUAUGCAAAGACCCAUGGAAAACUUUGCGCAGAACUACAGAGAUAUGAGUCCAGCUCAUCUCGCUCUCACUAACAACUUCAAGCGCUCGUUCACACAGAUGGCCAUGGUUGAGACAACGUCCACUAAAUCACAUCAGACAAUGUGGAAGAGACUUAAGAAUGAGAACUGUGCCGUCAUGGACAGAAGGCCUCUCAGCAAUAGCGCUUUAUCAGACAAAGGCAUGACCCAUAGGGGAGGCAUGGACCAGCAGCACAGGAAGACACAAUAUCCAGGUAAUCAGGCCGGACAGAACGCUGCGAAAUGCUAUCGAGAGCAGUGCUGCACCUACAGAGACUUCAACCUACAGACUUCUUCAAAAAUGGACGGAAUCGCGAGUCGUCUUAUCGGGACCUCCUUCAAGACCUACUCUCUGCCCGAACUGACGCGUUAUGACUGCGAGGUCAACGUCCCCUUGCAAGGAAAUCUUCAUUUGCUCCAGGGUAGUGACCUACUGAAGGCAUUAGACCAGGCCACCUAAAGCCGUCUGUAAAGUGAACAGAAAUGCAGUCUGUCUUUCUUAAGCUUAUCUCGCUAUCGUCAAGGCGACAGUAACCAUCCCAGCUUAGCACAUUUACUCUUAUACACACUCUCACAGUGACUGCAUAGACGGCAAAUGUAGCUUUGAGUCUAUUUUUAUUGUCUACAUCUUCAUAAAUCAUAUACAUGUACUAUUUUUUUAGUUAAAAGAAAGUUUCUGGAUGAACGUAAGUAUUUUUGGAGGAGUUUAACCGUUGUGUUGUGACUUUGGCCGGCUGGUUUUCUGCUUUUGGUGAAGACAUCUUCAGUAAAUUCUCAUUUGGUCUUUCAUGCUAUCUGUCAAUGAAAAAAAAACAAAAGGAAAAACAUCUACUGUAAUUUCUUCAGUUCGCUCUAACUUUCCUACCUCUUACACAGUAAGCCUUUUCUUCACUGACCACUUUCAAAACUCAUGUUGGAAUGAUUUUUGUGCCUUAUUUUGUUUAUUUAGUGGCUUCAUUUUUGUGUCGGUUUAUUGCCUUAUUCUGGAGACCACUCGAAAACAUGUAGCUGUAAGCAUACAUAUUUAAAGCAAAGCUUUAAUCUUAAGAUUUCUACUAUAGAUUUCUAUUCUUUGAUGAUAAAGUUACGUGUCGUAGCACUUAUUUGUCCUGGUACUUUGUCUUGUCUAUUCAGUAGAUGUGAAUCAGAGUCCUCCUUAUAGAAAAAAACAGUCUGUAGUGCUCGUGUCCCGUGUUCGUUUAUGGUGGCAUUUAUUUGCAAAUAUGCAAAUGAAUAUUAUGUUUAUUGGCAUGCCAAUACAAUUUGAUUUGAAAGUUGAAAUUGGAGUAAAACAUUUCCCCGGCUAUUUUUUUUAGACACGUUAUGUAGCAUAUUGAGUGCUUGGUUUAUUUGAGCAGUUUCUUGCUGUUGAUUGCGUUAUGCAGUUUUGCUCACACACGUUCUUACAUUAUAGCAUUAACUAUCUUUAUUCUAACUGUGUUUUAACGUCAACUCUGAGGUUGUCUUUAAAGUUGAAUCGUUCCGUUUUAAUGUCCUUAUAUUAUUUGAAUACUAUUAGUUUUGACUGAGACUCAUAGUAAUAUAAAGACAGUAGAUAUUUAGAUCUGAUGUUCUGUUAUGCUUAGGCACACAUUCACAAACACACAACCAAACACAUCCUCACGUGUCCUCUGUUAAAUUUUAACCCCUGGUGAAAACAGAGUGGCACGUGACAAAGAUUAAAAACAAUUGAAGGUACAAAGAGUCAGUUUUGUUAGCAGACUGGAGAUGUUCAUUUGUGGUGGAUUAGCUGUGUGAGAUGCUUCCUGACAGUUUGUGUGCAUGCACAACUGAGCAAAGCUUAUUUAGGAGAGGGAUGAACUCAUAAAACCUGUCAGAUACACGCCUGGGUCAUUCUUCAACCCAAAAUCAAAAGUAAGAAUUGCAUCUAAAAUAUAUAUUUAAUAUACAAAUGUGAAUGACAAUCACCCCCUAAACCCACAACAAAUAUCCCAUGAUUCUCAGUACAUAUUGCAUUUAAUCCUUAGUGUAAAAACAGAUAAUAGGAUAAAAUUAUGGAAUGUCUAUAUUGUGGUGGUACUUUUAUAGUAUGUUGAACAGCCGUUGUCGAUUUAAAAAUCUGUAAUUGCAGUAACAAAAAUUCAAUAAUAAUGAACACUGAGAAUGAUAGCAAUACAAAACAAUCAUAGUAAUGAGGACAUUUAGGAAAAUGUUUCCCAUUUGUCCUGAAAACACUGUAAAUUUAGUGCAAAAUAUCCCAAUGAUCCAAAAAGAUCAACAUUUGUUUAAAACUAGAUCUUGAAAAUAUAUUUUAAUUUCAGGACAGUCUAUCUGAAACUGUGAUAGACAGUUACAGUAGACAAUAUUAGUAUAUAGACAAGACACGUAGAGAGAUAACAGGUGUGUAAGAGGUGAGGGUCAGACGAUGAGAUCUGUCCACUGAUGCAGAUCUCUCCAGCCUCUCCACAUCUUGAGAAAUGUGAAUGUCUCUGGGGGGGUUAAUAGAUGGUUGUUUGGGGUGGUUAGGGUAUAGGUACAUAGAGUUAUGCAUAUUUUCCCCCAAAUAUUUUAAUAUAAAGUAAAUGACAGAUUUUAUGUGUUUUAUUUUAGAAAUAACAUCUAUAGUAAGAAACGUCAACUCAGUGCAUUACAGUGUUUAAUCCCUUUUUAUUUAUUUAUUAUUUUUAAUCACUACCUAAUGAUGGCAAUAAUCUCACAUUUAAAUGGUUACAAAGGUGCCUUAACACAAAUACAUUUAAAUGCCGGUGAGCCCUGCCCAUUUAGCCAUAUCGCACACAAAAUAGCAAUGCUUUAUAUUUAUUACUUGAAUUUUAAGAAAUUAAUGCCAAAGUAAAAGUCUCACAAAAACUCACCACUUAGUUCAGUGGCUUUCCCUAACUGCGCAGCCAUGAUGCUGGUGUUGAUUUAAGAGCUUCUGAAUGUGUGCAGAUUGAAGUGGUAAGUUUUUCAUUCACCAGUCUCGCACCCUUGCUAGACAAAAAUACAUUUGAAAUUCAAAUGAAUCUGUCCGAACUUUGACCUGAUUGGUUUUUCUUCAACUUUAAAGACAACAUUAGUGGUUUAUUUUGACAGCGUGCGCUCUAUUAAAAUGACAGGUGUUUUAGUCAUGUUAAGCAAAGUACGUACAUAUUUUAAUAUUCUAGAUUUAUAUUGGCAUUAUUACUGUUUUUAAGAUUAUUGUUGACAUUACUGUAUGGGAAAUUUUAUCCAAUAAGAAGUUGUAUCUCUGCACUGAUAUCUUAUUAAAGCAUAUCAAUUCCA